Stegastes partitus (bicolor damselfish) is the source of this 2853-nucleotide messenger RNA. It is a transcript of the gene zbtb22a, whose product is annotated as zinc finger and BTB domain containing 22a. Gene Ontology annotation, molecular function: DNA-binding transcription factor activity, RNA polymerase II-specific; RNA polymerase II cis-regulatory region sequence-specific DNA binding; protein binding. Bases 92 to 2188 code for a protein of 698 amino acids. The record is from RefSeq and is a predicted model, not a curated record. The transcript has 4 exons. NCBI's taxonomy places the organism in Eukaryota, Metazoa, Chordata, Actinopteri, Pomacentridae. Gene Ontology annotation, biological process: regulation of transcription by RNA polymerase II.
CGAACAGCGAUGUCGAGCUGCAAAUAGCCGGAGAGGUCCUCUGUGACGGCAAACGGCUCGACACACUGACACGACACAGUUUUGUGCGACCAUGGACCCGACCUGCAGCGCCUCCGUGGCUCCGGCCGGUUUGACCGUCCAGGUGUGUUUCCCGGGCGCUCGGGCCGCUGUUCUGGACAACCUGAACCGGCAGCGGGAGGAAGGGCGGCUGUGCGACCUGUCCAUCCAGGUGCAGGGUCAGGUGUUCAGGGCCCACCGCUGCGUGCUCGCCGCCUCCUCGCCUUACUUCCAUGACCAGGUGUUGCUGAAGAACGUGACCACGGUUUCGCUGCCCUCCGUCAUGGACCCGGUGGCCUUUGAGAGCGUCCUGAGCUCUGCCUACACUGGCCAGCUGAGCAUCGUGCACGACGACAUCGUCAACUACGUCACCGUGGCCAGCUUCCUGCAGAUGUGGCACAUCGUGGACAAGUGCACGGAGAUCCUGAAGAGGCCGCGGCCCUCGGCUGAGGUGGCCUCUGGAGAAGCCGCUGCAGCUCAUCCCGGCUCGGCGUCCCGGCAGCAGUCUCCGAGCAGCACCGAGUGUUUGUACGCAGAGCGGGAGGGCAGGAGGCGGGAGAAGAAGCCCGACGCUCUGCCUCCUUUGGCCACGUGGAGGCGCCCGCAGCAGUUCCCCAGGUGGGGGCGCCCUCGGCCCUCCACGGCCCAGCACUCGGCUGACUCUCAGCUGGACGCUCUGCCCGGAUACGUGGAGAGCGACUACGCCAGCUGCGACGAGGCCUGGGUGUCCAGCCACGCCAAAGCUAACCACUUCCCCCACGAGGGACCCGGUCACGGCGUUCGGCACCAAGGAAGCUUCACCGGCGGGGAGGCAUUCAAGCAGAAAGUCAGGCUUCAGCAGCGAGGGCCACCGCAGAGCGUCGAGCGACCGCCCGACCGGACCAGAGACGGCGGAGACGGCGAGGAGACGCCGGACAGGAGGAAGAACGAGAAGAGAGGGAUCGAAGCUGAUGAAGGAGUCGGAGAGGAAGCCGUGGAGAAGAAGGACGGCUUCGCUCAGAUGGACCACUGUGCAGACUUCCACCCGGGGUCACACGACGGCGUGGAAGCCGGACACUCUGCGGCGAAGCAGAGCGUGGACGUGAUGAAGGACAAAGCCCAGAGAGACUUAGUGGGAGCUGAUCCCUCCUCCAACCUGCCCGCUGUCCACGGCUGUCAGUCGGGGGAAGCGGCCGCGGGCCCGUCGUGUCUUGUCUCGGCCCGGCUGCCGUGGCCCUCGGGCCCCUGGACCCAGCCGGAGCCGAGGCCGGACGGAGAAGGAGGCAGCAAAGACGAGGACGAGGAGGAGGAGGAGGAGGACGUGGACUUUGAAUGUUUCACGGAGGCGACGUACAGCAGGGAUACGUACGACGAGAUCGAGGACGGCACCGGCCAGGUCUCCCAGAGGCCGCUGGUCCCGGUGUCUCCGGACUUCACCAUGACGGGCUCCGAGGUGAGCUGGCCGUCCACCAGCGGGGGGCAGGCCGGCUCGCUCACCCCCACCUCCAGCCGCCACUUAUCCCCGUCGUCCGCCGCGUUCCCGCCGCCGGCGCCGUCCCCUCCGACCCCGUCCUCGUCGUCCUCGGUGUCGCUCGCCGGCGCCCCCUACACCGGCAAGGUCCACUUCUGCCACUGCGGCAAAGCCUACACCCUGAAGAGCAUGAGGGACCGGCACGUGAAGAUGCAGCACCUCAACCUGAGGCCCUUCGGCUGCCCCGUCUGCACAAAGUCCUUCAAGAUGAAGCACCACCUGACGAAGCACCUGAAGACCCACGGAGGGCUGCGGCCGUACGAGUGCAGCCUGUGUGGGAAGAAGGUGAUCUGGAGGGACAGUUUCCUCCGACACCAGGCCCGGUGUGAGCGCCUGGCCUCCAGCUCCUCCGCCAGCAGCAACGCCGCCAACACGGCGGCGGCGGCGGCGGCAGAUAUGGAGGAGAGCUUCAGCUACGGACUGGACGAAGGGGAGGCUUUUCUCCCGGCGGGGGGGCAGGUCAAGGUGGAGGAGGUGGACUUCCAGAGGGAGAUGGAGGGCGGGAUGGGGGGGCUGCUGAACAGUGUGACCGGGAUGGUGGACGAGCUGCGAACACAAAGUCUGGACGCUGGCAGCCACGUGUUCAAACAGGAAGCCAGCGAGAGCUUUAGCGGGAAUUAAAGCUUCGUCUCAAAUCAUCACAACUCUGGAACAAGUUCUCAGAACAAAAUCUCAGAUUUUCCUGAGAUUUUGACGGCAUGAAGUUUGGAUGUUUCUGAAGAUAUUUGCUUUUUUGGGGGAUAUUUCAAAUAGUUUCUGAGGUUUUCUUUUUUAAAUUUGAAGCUGUUUGAAUGACAUCAUCUCAGCAACUAUUAAAGAUAAAAGCCUUCACUGUUAUUUCUCAUCACAUCCGUAAAUAAAAGUCUGUCUACAUAUGAUUUACCAAUAAAAUAUGUCAACGCCACAUAAAAUUAUUCCCUCAUUUAUAUUUAAACAACCAUUUAGAAACUCCAGAACUGUGUUUUUGAGCUACAACUUGUCACAUCUGCUCAUUUUGUGAUGAAAAUCCACAGAAGUAACGUUUUUUAAACUUUAAUGUGACCCAAAUAUUUCAUAUUAAGAAAGUUCUACAUGUGAGAAGCUCAGUGUGGUUCAGGACACAUCACUGGCCGACGUCUUCUUGUUGUUAAUGAGCUCAAAGAUGGAACUUUUCAUUAAUGCUUCACAGAUAAUCACAGACGACAUCUCAGGAGUUAUUAAAGAUAAAAGAUUAAAGCGUCACUGUUAUUUCUCAUCAUGUCGCUGAUUCAAUAUUGGACGAGUAGAUUAAAGAUUAUUAUUGUUAA